This is a messenger RNA of Cavenderia fasciculata, 585 nucleotides long. Its product is annotated as DHHC-type zinc finger-containing protein. NCBI's taxonomy places the organism in Eukaryota, Evosea, Eumycetozoa, Acytosteliales, Cavenderiaceae. Gene Ontology annotation, molecular function: palmitoyltransferase activity. The record is from RefSeq and is a predicted model, not a curated record. The coding region runs from base 1 to 585 and encodes 194 amino acids. The transcript has 2 exons.
AUGGAUUUAUUUGACUUUGUAGUGUUAACAGUCAUCGUUAUCUUGUUACCAUUGGUAGCAGAUUUACUCAAUGGCAUGUUCCCACACGCUAAAAUUGGUAGAAUUGCACAGAGAGUAGUUGGAUAUGUAUUGGUAUUUUUUAUAGCAUCGCUUAUUCUAGUUGCUUUCUAUCUUUGGUAUUCGGUCUACUUUCCCUAUCUCGUGAUGACACGCGAUUUGGAGGCAUCUUCACUAGUCUAUCACCUCAAUGUCUUUACUUGUGUAUUCCUCGUAUUCACAAUACUCUUUUACUAUUAUAUGGCAAUCACAACAACCUCUUUUAUGAAAAUACAACCAAUCAACAAUAAUAAGAGUGGUGGAGAUGGAGAUUCAUCAUCUGUUGGUGGAACCUCUAAAACACAACAAUGUAAGCAUUGUAAUGCAAACAAAUCAACUAGUAGUAGAUCAUAUCAUUGUAGAAUAUGUAAAAGAUGUACAGGUAGAAUGGAUCAUCAUUGUCCAUUUAUUGCCAAUUGUUGUAUGCUAUCAUGGGCAUCUCAUACGCCUGUUAUCUUUCAUAUCAACCGUUCCGAGACUGUAUACUAA